CUCCCUCCUCGCUCCACCUCCCUCUGCACAGCCGCACUGCUGCCAAUUAACUCUCAGCCCUCCGGCCGUCCGUGUGGGGACGCCACCCGUCUUCGCUCGUCUGCUGUGCGACUCUGCGAGCCUCACCUCGAACGCAGGCCCUCUAGGAACCUCGCCUGUGCCCUGCGACCCCCGCCCCCGUCCUCUCUUCCCCCCAACCCCUCCGCUGCCACAGGACGAUGACGGAGACACAGAUCUCGCCUGCCAGGCCUGGUCUGGUCGAUCUGCCCAGCGACCGCAAGCCCCUGGCGCCGCUGCAGGGAGCCUCGAAUAACUCGGGACCAGGAUCCGGUCUCCUGACGCCAGCCCAUCGGCCCAAGCCCAGCGUCCCCCCGAAGCCUUCUCGCCCGGCCUGCCUGGGGAAGCAGCCCCCUCCGCCCCUCCAGCCCCUCCUCUCGGUGGGGAAGGUCAGCUCCCUUGCCGGGCCACGACCUUACGUCCGCCGGCCGCCCUCCUCGUCCACUUCCUCCUCGCCCACCUCGCCCGCCUCCCCUCGUGGCGACCUCCCUCACUUCCGGGUCCGGCCCGUGCCGGUGAGGGAGCCCACCGGGAGGUUUCCUGGGGCGACGGUGGAGGAGGUGCUGGCGAGGGUGGAGGGGGCGAGGGAGGAGGGGGUGCGGAGCCCGGACGGGGUGGCGAGGAGGAGGGGGAGCAGCGAGAGCGAUGGGCGGCCCCGCUUCGGGUCCACGACGUUUUCCUUCUUCCACAGAGACCCGGAGGGCGGAGGGAAGCGGAGGCCGAGGAACGAGGGAGAGGACGGAGGGAGCACCGGCGAGACAGGCAAGAUGGAGGAUGGGGUUUUCGAGGAGUCAGUGGUCACACCACAGGAAGGCCUGGUCUCCGCACGCCCGGGACAGAGGCGAUGGUCGGGGGAUGGCCCCUCACCGUCCAAUGCCGGCCAGGCCGAAGAGAUGGUGACCCCAGCGCCCCCUUCCUCGUCUCCCACCGGCGAGCCCCGGCCCUCCAUGUCCUCCCCGAGCGAGCUCAGCCCCCGUCUCUGGGCCCUGGUGGAGAGGGCGAAACUCAGGGAGGACGACCUGGAGAGUGAGCGUCUGGAAACCGGGCGUCUGGAGGCCGAGAGGCUGGAGAGGGAGCGUCUGGAGGCCGAGACGCUGGAGAGGGAACGUCUGGAGGUCGAGACGCUGGAGAGGGAACGUCUGGAGGCCGAGACGCUGGAGAGGGAACGUCUGGAGGCCGAGAGGCUGGAGAGGGAACGUCUGGAGGCUGAGACGCUGGAGAGAGAGCGUCUGGAGGCCGAGAGGCUGGAGAGGGAACGUCUGGAGGCCGAGACGCUGGAGAGGGAACGUCUGGAGGCCGAGAGGCUGGAGAGGGAACGUCUGGAGGCCGAGAGGCUGGAGAGGGAACGUCUGGAGGCCGAGAGGCUGGAGAGGGAGCGUCUGGAGGCCGAGACGCUGGAGAGAGAUCGUCUGGAGGCCGAGAGGCUGGAGAGGGAACGUCUGGAGGCCGAGACGCUGGAGAGGGAACGUCUGGAGGCCGAGAGGCUGGAGAGGGAACGUCUGGAGGCCGAGAGGCUGGAGAGGGAACGUCUGGAGGCCGAGAGGCUGGAGAGGGAGCGUCUGGAGGCCGAGACGCUGGAGAGGGAUCGUCUGGAGGCCGAGAGGCUGGAGAGGGAACGUCUGGAGGCCGAGAGGCUGGAGAGGGAUCGUCUGGAGGCCGAGACGCUGGAGAGGGAUCGUCUGGAGGCCGAGACGCUGGAGAGGGAUCGUCUGGAGGCCGAGACGCUGGAGAGGGAACGUCUGGAGGCCGAGAUGCUGGAGAGGGAACGUCUGGAGGCCGAGACGCUGGAGAGGGAACGUCUGGAGGCCGUGAGGCUGGAGAGGGACCGUCUGGAGGCCGAGACGCUGGAAAGGGAACGUCUGGAGGCCGAGAGGCUGGAGAGGGAGCGUCUGGAGGCCGAGACGCUGGAGAGGGAACGUCUGGAGGCCGAGUCCCUGGAGAGGGAACGUCUGGAGGCCGAGAGGCUGGAGAGGGAACGUCUGGAGGCUGAGACGCUGGAGAGGGAACGUCUGGAGGCCGAGAGGCUGGAGAGGGAACGUCUGGAGGCCGAGAGGCUGGAGAGGGAACGUCUGGAGGCCGAGAGGCUGGAGAGGGAACGUCUGGAGGCCGUGAGGCUGGAGAGGGAACUUCUGGAGGCCGAGACGCUGGAGAGGGAACGUCUGGAGGCCGAGAGGCUGGAGAGGGAACGUCUGGAGGCCGAGACGCUGGAGAGGGAGCGUCUGGAGGCCGAGACGCUGGAGAGGAAGCGUCUGGAGGCCGAGACGCUGGAGAGGGAACGUCUGGAGGCCGAGAGGCUGGAGAGGGAGCGUCUGGAGGCCGAGAGGCUGGAGAGGGAACGUCUGGAGGCCGAGAGGCUGGAGAGGGAGCGUCUGGAGGCCGAGAGGCUGGAGAUGGAUCGUCUGGAGGCCGAGACGCUGGAGAGAGAGCGUCUGGAGGCCGAGAAGCUGGAGAGGGAACGUCUGGAGGCCGAGAGGCUGGAGCGGGAACGUCUGGAGGCCGAUAGGCUGGAGCGGGAAGGUCUGGAGAACGAGACGCUGGAGAAGGAACAUCUGGAGGCCAAGAGGCUGGAGAGGGAACGUCUGGAGGCCGAGUCCCUGGAGAGAGAGCGUCUGGAGGCCGAGAAGCUGGAGAGGGAACGUCUGGAGGCCGAGAGGCUGGAGCGGGAACGUCUGGAGGCCGAGACGCUGGAGCGGGAAUGUCUGGAGGCCGAGACGCUGGAGCGGGAACGUCUGGAGGCCGAGAGGCUGGAGAAGGAACGUCUGGAGAAUGAGACGCUGGAGAAGGGUCGUCUGGAGGCCGAGUCCCAGGAGAGGGAGCGUCUGGAGGCCGAGUGUCUGGGGAGGGAACGUCUGGAUGAGGCGGCUCGACUGGCGGGUGGGGAGAGUCAGCAAGACCCAGCCGGCCGUCUGGCCAACGUCUCGGUGACCUCCGACUGGAGCCUUUCUGAGUCUUUCGAGUGGUCGAGCCCAGGGGCUGCGGAGAGACUCAGACGGUCCGUCUCCCCACAAGGUGACUGGCCGCAGGGCGGCGGAGGGGAAGAGGCCAGACGUCGGGACGACAGGGGGACAGACGGCCAGACGGGAGGGGGAGAAGUCGGGUGCCGGGCCGGUGGUGACAAGGAGCAGGAAGAGGCCGGGCUGCAGGACGGCGCGGAGACGCAGACGGAGCAGGAAGAGGUCCGACGCCAGGGCAGCGAGGAGACGGGCGGGCAGAUGGAGCAGGAAGAAGGCAGCGAGGGUACGGAGAGCCUGCUGGCCGGUGGUGCGAGCGAGGCUGCGGGCGGUCCGGAAAAGGGUGGCCAGCUCCACGGCCCAGACCCUCCUGGGACGGAGAGGUCUCCAAGCAAGCCUGGCCCGAUGGACCUGCUCCUCCGGAGUUUGAAGCGGCGUUCCAGUCAGCCCGAGCCCCUCGAUGCUGUGGACGGCGGGCAAUGCCACCCCGCCACCGCCGACGGUGAGCUGCUGCCCCCCGAGGCAGAGCCCGCCAGGCAGACCCCACCCUCGGAGGGCGAGGCAGAGCUCGCCAGGCAGACCCCACCCUCGGAGGGCGAGGCGGAGCUCGCCAGGCCGAUCCCACCCUCGGAGGGCGAGGCGGAGCCCGCCAGGCAGAUCCCACCCUCGGAGGGCGAUGCGGAGCCCGCCAGGCAGAUCCCACCCUCGGAGGGCGAGGCGGAGCUCGCCAGGCCGACGCCACCCUCGGAGGGCGAUGCGGAGCCCGCCAGGCAGAUCCCACCCUCGGAGGGCGAGGCGGACCCCGCGAGGCCGAUCCCACCCUCGGAGGCCGAGGCGGAGCUCGCCAGGCAGACCCCACCCUCGGAGGGCGGGGCGGAGGCGGCGGAGGGAUCCCGGAGCGAGGGGGGUGAGGGGGAGGAGCCCCCCCACCCUGGCCCGGCGGCCGGCGAGGAAGGGGCGGCGGGCGCGCCCCCAGAGCGGGAGGUGGUCGACCUCAACUUCCUGGAGGAUGUGGCCAUCUUGGACGUCACCGCCCACAGGAAUCGCGUGGAUCUCAGUCGGAAGAGGCCUCACCGCAGACUGGGCAACCCCUGCACCGCGAAGAAGGGCGGGGAGAGCGCAGAGUGGUGGAUGUUCCGAGAUUCCACGGAGGAGAGGCCGUUGAGGGGUGAGGAGGAGGCGGAGGACGGAGAGGGGAGUCAGCGAGCCAGUAAGGAGACCGGGUCGGGCCGGCGAAUCCCGAGGAUGGAUUCCUCCUUCAAGGUGAAGUCAAAGUCUCGGCACAAGGCUUCGGUGGAGGGGGGGGACCCCGGGGCCUCGGAGGCCCCGAUGUCUCGGUCCCGGUCUCUGCGCUUCCCCUCCCAGCUGGGGCAGGCCUUCCGGAAGGUUCUGCCCACCAAGUCCGAGAAGGGUGAGAGGUCGGAGAGCUCGACCCCAGGCUGGCUGCAAGCCCUCAAGCCAAAGAAGAAGAAAUGAGGGAGCUCCCUCCGUCACCUGUCGCCCUCGGGACCCUCAGGUCAGACUGAUUGCCUGGGCACCCUCCCUGAAAGCAGAGCUCCUGGGAGACGGAGUCCCCAUCACAGAGACCGUCCGUGCUGUUUUAUAACCACAUCGCCUGAUCCUUCGCACUUUUCUCCACUGUCUUCCUAGAUUGGGGGGGGGGGGGUUUAUUU
Molecule: messenger RNA, 4681 nt
Organism: Mobula hypostoma (lesser devil ray)
Lineage: Eukaryota; Metazoa; Chordata; Chondrichthyes; Myliobatiformes; Myliobatidae
Exons: 13
Coding region: 219-4484 (1421 amino acids)
Source: RefSeq, a predicted model, not a curated record